GCCGCCGCCGCAGCCGCCGCAGCCGCCGCAGCCGCCGCCGGCCGUCGAGAUGGCGCCUGGCGCCGACGAGGACCGGCGGCCGCGGCACUUCCGGUUCGUGCUGGACCUGCGCAAGCUGUGUCUGCAGGAGGCGUGUCGUGGACGAGCUGUGCUCAGGUUUAGCUACCCGCACUUCGGCGACGCGUGUGAGCUGCGCUCGGGCCCGGUGCCGCUGCCCUGCCGGCGGCCGGCCACCGUGCCGCGCGCCACCUUCGAGUUCAACUUCGCCGCCUCGUGCGGCUGGCUGCGCUCCACGCUGCGUCGGUUCGCCGUCGAGGUGCGCGUCGAGGAGGCCGACACGGCCGAGCUGCUGGGCCGCGCCAGCGUCCCGCUCCACCCGGUGCUGCAGCAGCAGCGCGUCCACACGACGUCGUCGCUGGGCGUGCGCGGCUUCCAGCAGAGCCACCUGGCGGUGACCGCGGUGCGCGGCCCGGACGGCGCCGCCGCCGGCCAACUCACCGUCGCCAUGUCUCUGGACGGUCUGGGCGAGGCGGCCGGCCUUGAGGCCGAGAUGUACGCGGCGGCCCGCGAGCUCGAGCAGUGGAAGCAAGAGCAGAAGGUGCUCUUCCAGAACCAGCGGGAGGCGGCCCACCUGGCCACGCUAACCGAGGAGUGGAAGCGGCGCGACGCGGAGCGCGAGCUGCAGGUGCAGAAGCGACUGCGGGAGGCCGUGGCGCUGGAGGACAAGCUGCGCGCCGGCCUGAGCAGCGCCGCCUGUCGGCUCAGCUGGGAGGCCUGGGACCGGUUGACCAUGAUUUUGGCUGAGGCUUGA
Pollicipes pollicipes is the source of this 811-nucleotide messenger RNA. RefSeq names its product centrosomal protein of 120 kDa. The transcript is spliced from 6 exons. NCBI's taxonomy places the organism in Eukaryota, Metazoa, Arthropoda, Thecostraca, Pollicipedomorpha, Pollicipedidae. Gene Ontology annotation, cellular component: centrosome. The record is from RefSeq and is a predicted model, not a curated record. The coding region runs from base 50 to 811 and encodes 253 amino acids. Gene Ontology annotation, biological process: interkinetic nuclear migration; positive regulation of centriole elongation.